Molecule: messenger RNA, 3786 nt
Organism: Giardia duodenalis
Lineage: Eukaryota; Fornicata; Diplomonadida; Hexamitidae
Exons: 1
Coding region: 1-3786 (1261 amino acids)
Source: RefSeq, a predicted model, not a curated record
AUGCAGACGCCGUCCCAGGCCCUUCCAAGUAUCCUUCCACAAGAAAGGAAACCCCUGGAUAAUGGCUCUGUGUAUACGCUAUUGGCGAAGCUCAUUGCUAAAAAGCUCAACUCAGACGAUUUAUCGACCACCACCCUUCUUGAGCGAGUUCAGGGUCUUCGCACAAGGACAGAUUCAUACGAGAGUAUGCUGGAAGCGCGGAACCUCCUCCUGCAGCUGGUCACUCGUUCUGAUUUCCGGAACAUAUCUCUUGUCGGCUCUGAAAAGCAGAGCCAUCUGCCGCGUUGGACCUUUGCUCUCUAUCAGCAUCAGGAGGUCGACGAUUCCACCUCCACUGCUUUACUCUCGGGAACGGCAAUUUUAUCAUCUGAACUUACCAAUGUGCUUUAUUCACUGGGUUGCAUUUCUGCAUCUGAGGCCUCAAGGGCAGACAAGACCAUGCAAAUAACACUCUAUGCGAGAGCGGGACACUUCUUUGACGAGGCCUCCAACAUGGCGAGUGGACAAACGGGCCCCAUGACAAAGGCGUAUCUAAGCGGGCUUGCAGAGAUGGUCCGUGGACUAGGGUACGAGGCGCAGUCUCAAACUGAACUUCAGGACAAUCUGGGUGUCAUGCAUGCUUUCGCUAAAGCGGCACUUUCAUAUAAAAUCGCAGUUACUCACCUUGACACAGUGCUGCGCAGUAUGGUGGACCCUUCGCAUUAUCCCUUCAUGCUUUCUGAGGCCAAUCUAGUGUCGAUCAAGGAGAGGUACUACUCCGCUACCACGCGUUAUUACCUCAGUAAGGUGCAGGCCCAAAUAUGUGUCUAUAGCACGGCACGAGAAGCUAUUGAGGCCCAGAAAAUUCUAGUGCAGUUGAAGACGAAUUUAGAGCGUGGGCGUGCAGAAUAUCAAGAGGAGUUCGAUGUCUCAGUCAUUGAGGCGGCUGUUAGGGAGUUGCUCUCUUGCGUUAAUGACCAAACAACGAUGUUCUCUGACUGUGGAUCUGCUUCCCUGAUAUCUCUUGAAAGCUUGUCUCUGUGCUUGCGGUGCGCUGGACGCGCCCAAGUUCAUGAUGAUGCUUUCUCCCACGGAGCAUGUGCAUCCUCUCUUUCGUCAGGAGAUCAACUUCUAGAGAUAAAUGCUCUCACUGACAAACUUAUCACUUAUGAGCAUGAGCUUAACAAGAAGACUAUAGAGCUGGAGGAGCUCAAAAGCGGCCGUGCAAUAACUGACUCGUCUAUCUUCACAACAGAGAUUUCACGGCUCGAAACAUUAGUAGACGAGCAAGGCGCGGAGAUAGAGAGAUUGCGUGAUUACAUAGCCGAGAGGGACAUAGAGUCCGUGCGUAUGCCCCCGAUCCAACCUGCCGCGAGUGCGUCACUGGUCGUUGACAUGGACAAGAUCUUAAGAAGAAAGGAUGACGAGAUCUCUCGCCUGCAAAAGUUGCUCUAUAGUUAUCAACCAUCCCCUGCACAACCAGCCUUUGUACGUGCGCAGGUGCCUUUGCUAGACGAUUCAGAAGAGCUCCGCAAACUCUUGGACCGUGCCUCAUUAGAGGCCUUUCAGAGCAAGGCGCGGGCGGACACACUUGAAGAAGAGCUUCAGGAGCUUAGAAAGCGCUAUGCCGAGAUCACCAUGCAGUCGUCCAAGGCUGCCUUUCGUGAUACAACCUUAGAUGCAUCUGUCUACACGUCGGAGAUAGAGAGACUGGAGAUGCAGUUGGAGGAGCAAGGCACUGAAAUAGAGCGACUCAGAGAUUAUAUCACCGAGAAUGAGAUUGGAAUGAAAUCUCUCAAGCUUCUGACUGUGGCACAGCAAGCUCCUGUGAGGACUCUGGACACCUCUGAUUUGCUCCUUGGCAAGGAUGCAGAGAUCAGUCGGCUGCAGCAAAUUGUUUAUAACCUCACAUGUAAGCAGGGGCUGGUGAGCACCGACGAGAUAGACAGAUUGAGGAGUGAGCUUGCGAGCAAGACCCUCGAGCUGCAGAAUGCAUAUAGCCGUUCAGCAGUCAGGUCAGACGUAUCGGGAAUAGAUACCUCCAUUUAUACGAUAGAAAUCGAUCGAUUGGAGAAUCUUAUUAACGAGCAGGGAGAGGAGAUUGAGCGGCUGAGAAAUUAUAUUGCUGAUCUGACCAUAGAGACGCAACGAAUCCAGCCUGUUGCUAUCGAUUUUCUUGAUGAUUCUCCAGAUCGCUUGCCUACCCCACCAGCUGGACCAUACGAUACAUGGAUGCCAGAUGACGUCGAUGUGCUGCCUCGUGCACGCAUGGAGGCCGUUACAUUUGACUUUGUGGAUGUUCCCGUAGUUGAGCGCCUACCAACACCCGUGGACUGUGGCCUGUUUUCACUGGAAUCUCCAGCGCAUCAAUCACGCAUGUAUGUGUCCACAACAGAAUAUGACGAGCUUCGUAGAGUAAUCGCUGAAAAGGAUGAGAUCAUAAACGAACUUCAAGCACGCUUGGAGCAGUGUAGAGACAUGCCUGUACCUACUAUACACAUUCAGAGAACUUACGGUCAGGCGGGUAUACCUGUUGUCGAGCGCGUCGACACGCCUCCAGAAUUACCUUCCGACACGUGGAUAGGAAGCACCGAAAGAGGGUUCCGGACUAUACGCAAAUCGGAUAUCCCUGAGCUAGCAAUGGUUGAGAUCCCGAGGAUUGACCGUGUCGACACGCCUCCGGAGCUUUCGUACGACACGUGGAUGAGUGCUGAUGUUUGCUCUCAGGUCACGGCGCGUAAAGCCGACAUCUCGAUAUACAACCUCGCAGAAGUCCCUCGGGUUGACCGUGUCGACACACCUCCGGAGUUGCCAUUUGAUACAUGGAUGGUGUCUGAACCUGUACCUGCAGAGCCUGCGGAAAUGAUAACGUCUUGCAAGCAGACACCGGCUAUUGAUUCCUAUGAGAUAGAACGUCUCGAAAAAGAACUAGAAGAGCUACGUGCCCAGAUCUCUGAAUGUGAGCAAGAGCUUAAGAGAAAGGACGAUGAGAUUAGACGCUUGACGGAUGAUUUAGCCGCUGAAAAGCGUAACAUUAAAAAAGUGGAGAUUGUCAAAGAAGUGCCUGUCUAUUCGCCUCCGGUGUCGCCUUCCAGCGGUGGGUCCGACUUGGAAAGGCUGAAAUCUGGCCACCGGCAUGAGAUUGCCACUUUAAAUAAUCAAAUUGAAGCUCUCAAAGAACAGCUUAACUCCGUUGGUGCUUUGAAACCACAGAUUGUCACCGAAUACAAGUUCUCUGACAUCGACUACGACAAGCUUCUCGCAGAAAAGGACGAGGAAAAUGACCGCCUGCGUACCAUGCUCAGCAUCCAGGCCCGACUGAGGGCUACAGAAAAUAAGUCUUCAGACUAUGAAAAGAGGGCCAAGGAAGCAGCUGAAGCAGCGGAGUACUCGAUGCGAAUCAUGGAGGAGAAGCUUGCAGCGGCCAAUGCUGCUGCUGCACGAGCAUUUAACGCUGCACCACAGAAUGCUCAAGUGGAAUCUCUGCAGAAGAAGCUGAAAGAGAAGGAAAACGUAAUUGCUGGGCUUCUUCAAGCAAUGACUGAGCAGAAAGAUUCCUUUGCAUCGUUGCACAGAGCGCAUGCAUUGCAAGAAGAGAAAUAUUCCAACCUAUGUGGCAUUCUUAGUGAGCAGGAAGAGACAAUCCGAUCUCUGAUGCGCAGUCCUGCGGGGGCAAACAAUCUAACCCUCAGUACUUCCUUACGUGGGUCUGAGAAAGCGGGAGGGAGUCAAUUUCAAGAUAUGGGCCACGAAUCUGAUCUUUUUCGAUCUUCUGCUGGGGAUAACUCUCAAUAUUUAAUCAACUAG